Molecule: messenger RNA, 2918 nt
Organism: Neocloeon triangulifer
Lineage: Eukaryota; Metazoa; Arthropoda; Insecta; Ephemeroptera; Baetidae
Gene: TER94
Product: transitional endoplasmic reticulum ATPase TER94
Exons: 12
Coding region: 141-2561 (806 amino acids)
Biological process (GO): autophagosome maturation; mitotic spindle disassembly; retrograde protein transport, ER to cytosol
Cellular component (GO): VCP-NPL4-UFD1 AAA ATPase complex; cytosol; nucleus
Molecular function (GO): polyubiquitin modification-dependent protein binding; ATP hydrolysis activity; ATP binding
Source: RefSeq, a predicted model, not a curated record
GCGCACUGCUUUGAAGGAGAAAGAGCAACAAUCGAGAGCAUUCCUUUUGAACCAAUCAAAAGAGACCACUGCAGUGAUCAGAAGGAAGCCAGUCUCCGAAUUUAGUCCGCACAAAGUCUUAAAUCUUGAAAGAAUCCGAAAUGUCGGCUGGAAAUAACCCUGAUGAUUUGGCUACCGCAAUCCUCCGUCGCAAAGACCGUCCCAACAGACUCAUUGUUGAGGAGGCCAGCAACGAUGACAACUCGGUCGUCGCCCUUUCACAAGCAAAAAUGGACGAGCUUCAGCUCUUCCGAGGAGAUACAGUUCUCAUCAAGGGCAAACGCAGGAAAGAGACUGUGUGCAUAGUUCUCUCAGAUGACAACUGCCCUGAUGAGAAAAUCCGCAUGAACAGAGUGGUCAGAAACAACCUCAGGGUCCAUCUGUCAGAUUUGGUGUCAGUGCAGGCUUGCCCUGAUGUCAAGUACGGCAAGCGCAUCCACGUUUUGCCCAUUGAUGACACAAUAGAAGGUCUCACAGGAAACCUGUUUGAAGUGUAUCUGCAGCCGUACUUCAUGGAGGCGUACAGGCCAGUGCACAAGGAUGACAUGCUCAUAGUGCGUGGUGGCAUGCGUGCGGUUGAAUUCAAGGUUGUUGAGACUGAUCCUUCACCCUUCUGCAUUGUGGCCCCAGACACUGUCAUCCACUGCGAGGGAGAAGCCAUCAAACGUGAAGAAGAAGAGGAGAAGUUGAAUGCAGUUGGAUACGAUGACAUCGGAGGUUGUCGCAAACAGCUGGCCCAGAUCAAAGAGAUGGUGGAACUGCCUCUGCGGCACCCAUCCCUCUUCAAGGCCAUCGGUGUCAAGCCACCCCGUGGUAUCUUGCUGUACGGCCCUCCCGGCACUGGCAAAACUCUGAUCGCCCGAGCUGUGGCCAACGAAACUGGAGCUUUCUUUUUCCUGAUCAACGGUCCGGAAAUCAUGAGCAAACUGGCUGGAGAAUCAGAAAGCAAUCUUCGCAAGGCUUUUGAAGAGGCGGACAAAAACUCUCCUGCUAUCAUCUUCAUCGACGAGCUUGACGCUAUUGCUCCAAAGAGAGAAAAGACCCACGGAGAGGUCGAGCGACGCAUCGUGUCACAGCUGCUGACCCUUAUGGAUGGCCUGAAGCAGAACUCUCAUGUCAUCGUCAUGGCUGCCACCAACAGACCAAACUCCAUUGAUGCUGCUCUCAGGCGGUUUGGACGAUUUGACCGUGAAAUUGAUAUUGGCAUUCCUGAUGCUAUUGGCCGUCUGGAAAUUUUGAGGAUUCACACAAAGAACGUCAAGCUUGCUGAUGACGUUGAUCUCGAACAGAUUGCAGCUGAAACUCAUGGUCACGUCGGUGCUGAUGUUGCUUCUCUCUGCUCUGAAGCUGCCUUACAACAGAUUCGUGAGAAGAUGGACUUGAUCGAUUUGGAGGACGACCAGAUUGAUGCUGAAAUUUUGAACGCUCUUGCUGUCUCCAUGGACAACUUCAGAUAUGCCAUGGGCAAGAGCACUCCCAGCGCUCUGCGUGAGACAAUCGUGGAGGUGCCCAACAUUACUUGGGAGGACAUCGGAGGUCUUGAGAAUGUCAAGCGUGAGUUGCAGGAACUGGUGCAAUACCCUGUCGAACAUCCAGACAAAUUCCUCAAGUUUGGCAUGCAACCGUCUCGAGGUGUGCUCUUCUAUGGCCCACCUGGUUGCGGCAAGACCUUGCUCGCCAAGGCCAUUGCAAACGAGUGUCAGGCCAACUUCAUCUCUGUCAAGGGACCUGAACUGCUCACUAUGUGGUUUGGUGAAUCUGAGGCCAACGUCAGGGAUGUCUUUGAUAAGGCUCGUUCUGCUGCCCCUUGUGUGUUGUUCUUCGACGAGUUGGAUUCCAUCGCUAAGUCUCGUGGUGGCAAUGUGGGAGAUGCUGGUGGUGCCGCCGACAGAGUUAUCAACCAAAUCCUCACAGAAAUGGACGGUAUGGGAGCUAAAAAGAACGUCUUCAUUAUUGGAGCCACAAACAGACCUGACAUCAUUGACCCUGCAAUUCUGCGUCCUGGCCGUCUGGAUCAGCUCAUCUACAUUCCUCUCCCUGAUGAAAAGUCCAGGGAGGCCAUCUUUAGAUCAGGACUGCGCAAGUCCCCUGUUGCAAAGGACGUCGAUCUGCCCUACAUUGCCAAAGUGACUGCAGGUUUCUCUGGCGCUGACUUGACUGAAGUUUGCCAACGAGCUGUCAAGUUGGCCAUCAGGCAGAGCAUUGAAGCUGAGAUUCGCAGGGAGAGAGAAAGGGCUGCUGGUCAGGCCAUGGAGAUGGACGACGAAGACCCGGUGCCUGAGAUCACAAAGGCUCACUUCGAGGAGGCGAUGCGUUUCGCCCGUCGUUCAGUGUCUGACAAUGAUAUCCGCAGAUACGAGAUGUUCUCCCAAACCCUUCAGCAGUCACGAGGAUUCGGCACCAACUUCCGAUUCCCCGCUGCCACUGGCAACGCCAGCAACCAGUCUCAGGGUGGUACAGGAGGAGCUCCUGACCGAGAUCAAGCUGCGUUCCAAGACGAAGAGGACGACCUGUAUGGUUAAGCUGCAACGCAUCGGCUUAGGUUCAAUGAAUGCCUGGAUUAGUUAAAUUUAUCCACUAUCUAAUUGUUCAGUUAUCUUCAUUCAAUAAGUUGCGACAAGUCUCCGCGUGUAAUUCAUUUAACAAAGACAUGCUAUUUUCAAGUAUAAUUAUUAUCAUGGUUGUCAUUAUUUGCCUUGAUUCGAGUGUCGUAAUUUAUUCUCUACAUCGCCAUGCAGUUGGAGACAUGGAAUUUUCUUCAUUCUAGUUUUGCAGCUUGAUUUUUAUAUGCAUUUCUAAGUUAGGCUGUCAAAAAUGGUAUUGCAGAAGGACAACACGAACAUUGUAUGCACUUUGAAAUAAAAGCUUACAAAAAUGUA